AUGAGGCAUAGUACUCUGCUCUUUGCUCAGCAUACUUACAAAUCACUGCAGUUGCUUUUGCCGCAGCCAUACAAGCUAUUUCACAAGAGUCUACUUAAUCUAUCUCAGAAUACAACAUCGACGCCUGCAACUUCCUGGAACGAGUCUCUUAAAGGGUUUGACCUUUUUCUUAAGGUGAGCGGCCUGAAAGCUGCACACCUGCAAAAAUUAUGGGAUCGCCUUGCCGGAGAUCAGAAGGAAGUGUUUUUGAACCCGCCACCAGAAGUACAUGAGCAGUGGGUCAGAAUUGCACAAGGAUACAAAGAAUACGAGAAGGUCCAAGUGGAGAGAGAAACAGCAAAUCCCUUCUACCAUAUUCCAUUGUAUCCGUGGGAAAUCAUCAAGGAUAAACUAAGGCACAAACCCAUGUUUUCUUCAGACGUGUAUGAUCAGCUCAUCCAGGAAGCAAUGGCACCAUCAAUGAAGUUGCUCCAACCAGCGAAGAUUUAUGAAAAUUUUUGCAUAAAUUUUGAGCCUGAAAACCCACACCAACAAUUCGAAGACCUCCCAAGCUCCCAGAUUACGCGGUAUAAAAUCGAGGCCGAGCGCAAACUAGCCUACGCUAAACGAAUAAUGGCAUACCGCAAAGCCAAAAAAGCGCUACGUCACUCUAACACCUUCAUCAACGAUUACACCAGAGAAUUGGGUGAAUCAUUGACAGGACAGGAGAAGAAGGACUUCAUCCAGCAACAAUGGGAGUUUGAGCAGCUGUUAGAUAUGCUUUCUAAUCAGCGAACAGUUUUCAAAGAGAUAAAUCUCGAAAUUCACUUAUCGAUGGUAAUGGACUAUAUUUUCGAGUACAACGAGGUAUAUGACUGUGGAGUUGGCUGGCGACAAUGGCGGCAACACGCCUGUGGAAAUUAUCACUAUCUCGAUAGAAUCUUGUUUCCUGUUGUGGUGAAUGCUACAGAAGAAAAGAUACAAUUGUUGGACUCACUCCCAUCUCCUCCUGGAUGGCUGGGACCGAUGCGAUGA
This is a messenger RNA of Metschnikowia bicuspidata var. bicuspidata NRRL YB-4993, 1014 nucleotides long. RefSeq lists its product as uncharacterized. The transcript has a single exon. The coding region runs from base 1 to 1014 and encodes 337 amino acids. The record is from RefSeq and is a predicted model, not a curated record. NCBI's taxonomy places the organism in Eukaryota, Fungi, Ascomycota, Pichiomycetes, Serinales, Metschnikowiaceae.